Molecule: messenger RNA, 1803 nt
Organism: Cantharellus anzutake
Lineage: Eukaryota; Fungi; Basidiomycota; Agaricomycetes; Cantharellales; Hydnaceae
Product: P-loop containing nucleoside triphosphate hydrolase protein
Exons: 8
Coding region: 1-1803 (600 amino acids)
Source: RefSeq, a predicted model, not a curated record
AUGGGUUUCCAUAGUGUGGCCAUUAUUUCUCCUACAGCGGGCACAGGUGCAGGUAACAACAUCUCCCCCCUACUUUCCAUUGCCCGGUCUUGUGCUAUGUUGGUCACACUCACUGCCACACCAUUGUUCACUGGUCAUAGGGAUCUUCUAUCCAUCGGCCAUCUUCUGAACUUCAAAGACCUCUGCUCAGGGGCUGUGAUGGACAAGAAUAAGGUCUUUUCCAGUAGCAUUCAAAAGGCCCAUGCUGCCCACCAUAAAGCAUUGGGUGACAUGGAGGAUCAAACUUCCACCACAGAGACCAAUGAGCUCAGAAACCUGGUCAAUGCACAACUGGAACCAGUUUCAUGGUUGAAAGGCUGUUUUAAGAGUCAUUUGAUCCGACACACUGGGGAGUCUAGGGACUUUCAAGGAGAGCCGCUCAUUGGGCUGUGUGCUCACAAGCGCUUGGUCAUCAAGAUCACCUUAUCACCCAACAAGAUGGGUUUGAUCAAGCAAGCACACAAGGACUGCAAAGGCGAGGGAAGAAGGGAUGGUGCUCUUUUUGAUCCUUGGGCAUUCUAUUCUGGACCAUGGCAAGAAAACAUGUCUCCAGGACUAGACAAGAAUUGUCAGUCGUUCAACCUGCAAGAGACUUUCAAGGAGAAGGGUGGAACCAAACUCAAGGCUCUUGUGACUCUCAUCUCCUUUUUUGUCCAGUAUGGGAACGAAGCAGACCCAAUACUAGACUCCAAGGGGACAUUGUGCAACGACACCUCUUUGUUGGCUUCCAAUGGAUCAUCAGUCAAUGAUAUCAACUCAGAAUCUGCGACCUCAGGUGAUAGUGUCCAUGUCCGAGAUAAAACUCUUAACCAUUUCAGUUCCAAGCAGGAUUGCAGAGGCAACCCUUGCCAUGUGUUGAUCAUUAGUGGUGUGGGUACAAUGGGGCUGAACAUCACAACAGCAAACGUUGUUAUUUUCACUGAUCAACUUUGGAGCCCCCAAGAUGAGCGUCAGGUCAUAGGCUGUGUGCAACAGAAAGGGCAAACCAAGAAGGUCACAGUAGUCUGGCUGCUGGCAGAUGGUACCACAGAUACUUUACUGUAUCAGUUUUCCCAGGGAAAGGCAAGGCAGAGUGUUACAAAAAUGGGGCCGGAGGCGCCCAUUUUCAGUGAAACAUGUGUUUCCAAAGCUAAAGCAUUUUUGGCAUUGAACAAUGAUGAAGAUAGUGAUGGGGAUACAAGUGACAGCGGCAUUGACAAUCGCUCUCCUUCCAUUGUGCAAGUGAAAGGGAAAGGGACAAGCCACAAGAGGAAGAGAAGCAACGAUGUUGCUGACAAAGGAAAGAAGCAGAAAACAAAGGGGGGUUUCAAGGGAAAAGAAGUUGCCGCCCCCCCCAGCGCUUUCCCCAAUCCUCUACCGUCAUCUUCAAAGGGAGAAGUCCCACUCCCUUUAGAUGCUGGCAGAAGUAGCCCCAUCAACGAUGGCUCCCUGGAUCUGUCUGGAGAUGUGCCUCCAAGGUUCCCAUCUUCCUCGUCAGCCACUGAUUUCAACCACAUUUUUGGUAACACCGAUGCCACGAUGUCAACAUCUGUGACUGGUUUAUCUCCCAUUUCAUCUGCCCCUAGCUCCCCUGGACUCUUUGCUUCAACCCUGCCUUCCUCAGGGUCCUCAAGCAACCAAGCGGAGGGUUCAAGACCUUCAAGUAAUCCAUAUCAUCGAUGGAAACUUGAGAUGGUGCCUUCUGACAGUGAUGAAGAUGGAGAAGAGUUGAACCCCAAACCCUACAUCUCACUGACACAGCCAAAUAGACCUCGACGACGUUGA